AUGGUAAAAAUUGACACCAUCAGGGCGAGCAACGCACCCUUCGCCAAUCAGCAUCAUGAAGGGCUCGUGUGCGUCUUUGCUGGCGCAACGAGUGGUAUCGGCCUUGCGACCUGCCAGAAAAUGACAACAAUGUUGCAGUCUUCAACAUUUUACAUUCUAGGCAGAUCGCCUGAGCGGUAUACGGACCUGCUCGAUCAAAUGAGAGAGCUUGCUCCUAGCAACAAAAUCGUCUAUGUUGAGACCCAAGUCUCUCUGAUCGCCAGCAUCGAUGCUGCUUGUGCUCAGAUCAGUUCGGCGGAGCAGAAGGUGGAUUACUUGUGCAUGAGCCCGGGCGGCAUGCCUUUUCAGGGUGCUGUAUGUACGCUGCGACUUUUAUCCAAUCUUUUGCCCCUCCUCAAUCGAGCAUCACAACCCCGCGUUCUUUCCAUUCUCAACGGCACCAGAGAGAAGAAGAUCAACGAAGAUGAUAUAGGUCUCGAGAAGGCUUGGGGUAUCACGGCGGUCGUAGGCCACAGUACUCUCUUAACAAGCCUGGCCUUCGACCACUUGGCCGCGCAUGAUAGCCAGAAGCACAUCGUCUUUAUACAUAGCCGCACCACGUAUCCUUCCAAAAAGGAUGGGUACUUUUGGUGGGCAUUCAUAUCUGUGAUGCAGAUAGUAUCAGGGUGGAUGAUACGCAAUUUUGGCAUGGCAGCGAAAGAGUCUGGCGAGAGAUUUGCCUUCCUUCUCAUAAGCGACACUCUCAGUCCUGGAUCCUGGCGCACUACCAGACUCAGCGACACCGUUCCCGAGAACAACAUUCUCAAGGAAUAUCACGAACGCGGCUGGGGAGAAAAGAUCUGGGAUUUUACCAUCGGUGUUUGGGAGGAGGCUCUAAUAAAGGGCACUGCAUGA
This is a messenger RNA of Mollisia scopiformis, 894 nucleotides long. RefSeq lists its product as uncharacterized. Bases 1 to 894 code for a protein of 297 amino acids. The transcript has 4 exons. The record is from RefSeq and is a predicted model, not a curated record. Gene Ontology annotation, biological process: secondary metabolic process. NCBI's taxonomy places the organism in Eukaryota, Fungi, Ascomycota, Leotiomycetes, Helotiales, Mollisiaceae.